ACCAUAAGAACUGGAGUUAAUCAGAAUAUUGGUCAUUAUCGGACAGAAAGGGGAAAUAUAAAAACAUCACAGAAGCCUGUUUUGGAGACUAUCCUCAAUUAUCUUUGCUUCGUGAUAGGGCGAAGUGUGUCGAACUACUUUUGCCGAUCACCCCGUCUGAGACGGUCAGAAGUUUGGUAGCCAGAGUUGCCACCAUGCGGGUCACCGUUUGGAUUCCCCUUUGUCUCAUCAUUGUGCUCUAUGUGGGUAGUGUCGACGGAGUAAGCAGCAGGCCAUGCAAUAAUGCACCCAGCCACCCCGAAGGUUACCCCAGUGAUUGUGAUCCGGACCUGCUCAGCUACCCAGCCGGUUACGCUUGCACCUUCACCUGCCCGACAGGAUACGUCAGAGUGUCAGGUGGUGGGAGAGCACUCUGCAACAAUGGAAGGUGGACGGGGAAUGACCUAGUGUGUGAAGAAAUAAACGAAUGCGCCUCCUCUCCGUGUGAAAAUGGCGGAACUUGUGCGGACCUAGUAAACGGCUACACCUGUACGUGUGCUCCUGGAUAUGAUGGAGUUAAUUGUGAAACGGAUGUAGACGAAUGUGCCUCUACUCCGUGUCAAAAUGGUGGAAUUUGCGAUGACGAAGUCAACGGCUACACCUGUACUUGUGCUCCUGGCUAUGAUGGGGAUCAUUGUCACACAGACGUAGACGAAUGUGCCUCCAAUCCGUGUCAAAAUGGUGGAACUUGUGAGGACAAUGUCAACGGCUACACCUGUACUUGUGCUCCUGGCUAUGAUGGAGAUGAUUGUGAAACGGAUGUAGACGAAUGUGCCUCUGCUCCGUGUCAAAAUGGCGGAACUUGUGAAGACAUGGUAAACGGUUACACCUGUACUUGUGCUCCUGGCUAUGAAGGAGAUGAUUGUGAAACAGGCAAGUUUGCCAUUAUGUCUAUCUUAUGGCAUGUAGACGAAUGUGCCUCUGUUCUGUGUCAAAAUGGCGGAACUUGUGAAGACAGAGUAAACGGCUACACCUGUAAUUGUGCACCUGGUUAUGAAGGAGAUGAUUGUGAAACGGACGUGGACGAAUGUGCCUCUUCUCCGUGUCAAAAUGGCGGAACUUGUGAGGACGAAGUCAACGGCUACACCUGUACGUGUGCUCCUGGAUAUGAUGGAGAUGACUGUGAAACGGAUGUAGACGAAUGUGCCUCUGCUCCGUGUCAAAAUGGCGGAACUUGCGAAGACAGAGUGAACGGCUACACCUGUACUUGUAUCCCAGGUUAUGAAGGAGAUGAUUGUGAAACGGACGUAAACGAAUGUGCCUCUGCUCCGUGUCAAAAUGGUGGAACUUGUAAGGACGAAGUCAACGGCUACACCUGUACUUGUGCUCCUGGUUAUGAAGGAGAUCAUUGUCAAACAGAUGUGGACGAAUGUUUUUCUGCACCAUGUCAAAAUGGCGGAACUUGCGAAAAUAUUGUUAACGGGUACACCUGCACGUGUGCUCCUGGCUUUGAAGGAGAUAACUGUGAAAUGGAUGUAGACGAAUGUGCCUCUGCUCCGUGUCAAAAUGGUGGAGCUUGCGCAGACGAAGUCAACGGCUACACCUGUACUUGUGUUUCUGGCUAUGGGGGAGACGAUUGUGAAACGGACGUAGACGAAUGUGCCUCUGCUCCAUGUCAAAAUGGUGGAAAUUGCCUGGACCAAGUCAACGGUUACACCUGUACUUGUCCGACUGGCUAUAAUGGAGUUCAUUGUGAAACGGGCAGGGCAGUCUGCAGAGCAUGGGGUGAUCCUCACUACUACCCGUUUGACGGAGGAGCUCACCACUUCCAAGGACCGUGCAGGUACAUCCUAGCUGAGGACUGCGGUAACAGCAGCGACUUUACCGUGACGGCACAGAACGUACCGAUCUGGCCGGGAGCGAGUAUCUCUGUCGUGCGUGAAGUAUACGUGGAGGCACACGGCUUCGUUGUAGGAAUUCAGCAAGGACGGCUUGUCACUGUCGGUGGAGUGCCACACACUCUUCCCCUCAGCCUGGCAGGUGGUACGGUCGAAGUCAGUCUGAGCGGGCGGUUUGUCCGGGUUCUCUUGUCAAACUUCAGCGUAGAAGUCGUCUACGAUGGUUCUCACGAAGUUAAGGUGGUGGUUCCGGCCGACUACUGGGGACGGAUGCGUGGUCUGUGCGGAAACUAUAACGGCGACACGAGCGACGACUACAUGACACCAGACGGGACCAUUGUUGGAGACUGGAACACCUUCGGAGACAGUUGGCUCACCGACCCUGCGACUUGUCCAGGAGGUCAGCAACUACCGCCGCCUCCCCGUUGUAACGACGCCGUCCAAGCAGCUGCCGAGUCGGCUGAUAAUUGCGGGCUCCUUAAAAAUCCUGUUGGCCCGUUUGGUGUCUGUAUUGACAUCGUGGAUCCUGAACCUUUCUUCACCAGCUGCGUGUUUGACAUGUGUUGGAACGGAAACACCAUAGGGCUUUGUCAGAAUCUGGAGGCGUACGUCGAAGCCUGCAGGACAGCCGGUGUACAUGUGGUGCCGUUUUCUUGGCGGACAGAAGCUCGAUGUCCCGUAGUGUGUCCACCGAACAGUCAGUACAGUACAUGCACCAGCUACUGUCCUGCAACCUGCCCGAACCCCAAUGCUGAAGAGCAAUGCCUACUUGGCUGUGGAGAAGGCUGUAAAUGUAACCCUGGUUUCAUCCGUAGUGGACAAGAAUGCGUUCCAGAAGAGCAGUGCGGCUGCACCGACGAUGAAGGGCGUUAUUAUAUGAUUGGUGAGACAUCGGGAGUUGGCUGUGACCGUAUCUGCACCUGUGUCAGCACCGACAAAAUAGAGUGCAGGGAGGUCCAGUGUGACGUCAACGCUUGGUGCGGGGUUUAUGGCGGUAGGGAGGGAUGUCACUGUAACCAUGGAUACAACGGCGACGGAACAAGCUGUGAACCUGCCAGUUGAAAGAGCAUGUAUACCAUGGGAAGUAAGAUGAGACACGUCCUGAUCUGUCUUCUCAUCAUCCUCAAUGAGUCCAACAUGCCAGAAGCGGUCUGCAACACCUGUGUAUGCGAUAGAUUUUGCCUCACCAGCAUUCUUCAGAAAUUCCCAAUAUCCACCCGUGGGCUAAACUUGUCUAAAAGACAGAUAACGAUCAUUCGUCCUGGUUCAUUCGCAAGCCUUAUCCACCUCGACCUGUUAUCUCUUAGCAAUAACAAAAUAACAAACAUUCAGACGGGUACGAUUGCAAAUCUACCCCGGCUAAAAAAUCUGCACCUGGAGAACAACCAGAUAACGAUUAUUCAGUCUGGUGCCUUUCAAAAUCUGUCCCAGCUAUAUCAUGUGGGACUGUACAACAAUCAGAUAACAACGAUUCAGCCUGGUGCAUUUGCAAGUCUACCCAAAUUCAGUUCACUGGACCUUAGCUACAACAAGAUAGCAAAGAUUCAGUCACUGAGUAGUGCAUUUGCAAAUGCA
Molecule: messenger RNA, 3452 nt
Organism: Branchiostoma floridae (Florida lancelet)
Lineage: Eukaryota; Metazoa; Chordata; Leptocardii; Amphioxiformes; Branchiostomatidae
Product: fibropellin-1-like
Exons: 21
Coding region: 195-2939 (914 amino acids)
Biological process (GO): Notch signaling pathway
Molecular function (GO): Notch binding; calcium ion binding
Source: RefSeq, a predicted model, not a curated record